Malaclemys terrapin pileata is the source of this 7285-nucleotide messenger RNA. RefSeq names its product SET domain bifurcated histone lysine methyltransferase 1 (gene SETDB1). Lineage: Eukaryota; Metazoa; Chordata; Testudines; Emydidae. Gene Ontology annotation, molecular function: histone H3K9 methyltransferase activity; DNA binding; zinc ion binding. Bases 81 to 3944 code for a protein of 1287 amino acids. Gene Ontology annotation, cellular component: nucleus. The transcript is spliced from 22 exons. Gene Ontology annotation, biological process: negative regulation of gene expression; heterochromatin organization. The record is from RefSeq and is a predicted model, not a curated record.
GUGUCGUAAGGUCCCUUCCGGUCCGUUCCUGGCGGCGGCUCCUCAGAAACUGUCCCCCUCCCACCCCCGGGAGAGCAAAAAUGGAUUCUCCGGAAGUAACAGAGCUGCAGCAAGAAGUGAUGGAGGAGUUGGGGAUCUCUAUGGAAGAGCUCCAGCAAUUCAUUGAUGAGGAGCUGGAGAAGUUUGAGUGUGUGAAGCAGCGGAAACAGCAGCUGGAAGAGCUGGAAAAGAACGUGGAACAGAAAGAAGCAGAAGUUGCAUAUGUCGACCAGCUCUUCGAUGAUGCUUCAAGAGCCAUUGGUAAAUGCGAGAUACUGGUAAAAGAUCUCUACUCCAAGCUGGGCCUUCAGUAUCGUGAGAGCAGCUCUGAAGAUGAGGACUCAGCUUCCAAGCCCACGGAAGUGAUCGAAAUCCCAGAUGAGGAUGACGACGAUGUUAUGAGUAUUGAUUCGGGUUGGAAGCACAGUGAUACAAGUAACAGAAUCUCAAAGGAUCAGACGCUGCUUCGAGAAGCCAUGGCUGCAAUGAGGAAGUCUGCCCAAGAUGUUCAGAAAUUUAUGGAAGCUGUUAACAAAAAAACAAACGCCCAGGACUUGCAAAAGGAUGGGCUGUCCUCUCCACCAAUCUCUGGUGGCGUGUCCCAGCAGGUGAGCUCUGCGCUUGCUGGGGGUGACCUCAGCAAUGACGGUGACCUGGUGGUUGGUAUGCGUAUCCUAGGCAAGAAGAGGACCAAGACGUGGCACAAAGGAAUUUUGAUUGCAAUCCAGGCAGUAGGUGCUGGUAAGAAGUUCAAAGUGAAAUUCGACAACAAAGGGAAGAGUUUGCUUUCUGGCAAUCACAUUGCGUAUGACUAUCAUCCCUCUGCUGAGAAACUCUACGUUGGAAGCCGGGUCGUGGCCAAAUACAAGGAUGGGAAUCAAGUCUGGCUCUAUGCUGGUAUUGUGGCCGAAACACCGAACAUGAAGAAUAAACUGAGGUUCCUGAUCUUCUUCGAUGAUGGCUAUGCUUCUUACGUCACUCAGUCGGAGUUAUACCCGAUCUGCAGGCCACUAAAGAAGACCUGGGAAGACAUAGAAGACGUUUCCUGUCGUGAUUUCAUAGAGGAGUACAUCAGUGCCUACCCAAACCGUCCCAUGGUAUUGCUGAAGAGCGGCCAGCUGAUUAAAACAGAAUGGGAAGGGACCUGGUGGAAAUCCAGAGUGGAAGAAGUGGAUGGCAGUCUGGUCAAAAUCCUCUUCCUGGAUGACAAACGCUGUGAAUGGAUUUACCGUGGUUCCACGCGCCUGGAGCCUAUGUUCAGCAUGAAAACCUCCACGGCUUCCACUCUGGAAAAGAAACAAGGAGGGCAGAUGAGGACUCGUCCCAAUGUUGGUGCUGUGAGGAGCAAAGGGCCCGUAGUACAAUACACGCAAGAAUUAACAGGAACCAGCACCCAGUUUAAACCUAUAGAACAAAUCCAAGCAAUGUCUCUAGCUGCACCGUCUGUUUCCCCACAGCCUGCUGAGAUGGAAAGCCCCGAAAGUCAGCUGGCUCAGUCCAGAAAGCAAGUGGCCAAGAAAAGCACGUCCUUCCGUCCUGGCUCUGUGGGGUCUGGACACUCUUCACCUCCUUCUCCUGUGCUAAGUGAAACUCCUCCCAUGGGAAAAGCUGCAGUGAACCAGCAGUAUCGUGGAAGCUAUUCCAGUGGCCAGCCAGGCAGCAGCGCGGUGCAGCCAUUCCAUGGCAUGAUGGACCGGGUGCCCAAUGAGCCCUCCUACCGGGCCCCGAUGGAGAAGCUCUUUUACCUGCCCCACGUCUGCAGCUACACCUGCCUGUCGCGGGUCCGCCCCAUCCGGAGCGACCAGUACCGCAGCAAGAACCCCCUCCUCAUCCCGCUUCUCUACGACUUCCGGCGCAUGACUGCCCGCCGCCGCGUCAACCGCAAGAUGGGCUUCCACGUCAUCUACAAGACGCCGUGCGGGCUGUGCCUGCGCACCAUGCAGGAGAUCGAGCGCUACAUCUUCGAGACGGACUGCGACUUCCUCUUCCUGGAGAUGUUCUGCCUAGACCCCUACGUGCUGGUGGACCGCAAGUUCCAGCCCUACAAGCCCUUCUACUACAUUGCAGACAUCACCAAAGGCAAGGAGGACGUGCCGCUGUCCUGCGUCAACGAGAUAGACACCACCCCUCCACCGCAGGUGGCUUAUAGCAAGGAGCGCAUCCCGGGGAAAGGGGUCUACAUCAACACCGGCUGGGAGUUCCUCGUGGGUUGCGACUGUAAAGAUGGCUGUAGAGACAAAUCUAAAUGUGCCUGCCACCAGCUGACAGUCCAAGCGACAGGCUGCACCCCCGGUGGGCAGAUCAACCCCAAUUCUGGCUACCAGCACAAGAGGCUGGAGGAAUGCCUCCCCACAGGAGUCUAUGAAUGUAACAAGAGAUGCAAAUGCAACACGAACAUGUGCACCAAUCGCUUGGUACAACAUGGACUCCAAGUCAGACUCCAGCUAUUCAAGACUCAGAACAAAGGCUGGGGAAUCCGCUGCCUGGACGAUAUUGCCAAGGGCUCUUUCGUCUGCAUCUAUGCAGGGAAAAUCCUGACAGACGACUUUGCCGACAAAGAAGGGCUGGAGAUGGGGGACGAGUACUUCGCCAACCUGGAUCACAUCGAGAGCGUGGAGAACUUCAAGGAGGGCUACGAAAGCGAUGCCAAGUGCUCCUCCGACAGCAGCGGCGUGGACCUGAAGGACGAAGAGGAAGAGAACACCGGCACCGAGGAGCAGGAGGAGUCCAACGAGGACAGCUCCGACGACAACUUCUGCAAGGACGAGGAUUUCAGCACCAGCUCGGUGUGGCGCAGCUAUGCCACCCGCCGGCAGACCCGGGGCCAGAAGGAGAACGGCCUGUCUGAGACAGCCUCCAAGGACUCCGGCCUCACCAGGCAGAUCAGCCACGACGAGGUCGCUGUGGCCGCUGCCUGCAAACUGCCCGUGUCCGAGGAGACCUCCAAAAACAAAGUGGCCUCUUGGCUGAGCUCCAACAGCAUGUCGGACAGCUUCCAGGACAACGAUAGCGCCUCCUCGUUCAAGAUGAACGAGGCCAGCGAGGUCAAGGCAGGCAAAGUGGAAGUCCUGGGUGACCGAGAGAAGCCCUCCACUUCUGGGCUUGGAGGCAAGGAGGCCUUUGGCUUGGAUGCCGACUCAAAGAUGCAGAAGAAGGAGGAAUCUGAAGAGCCAAACAAGCUUUCGAUGGCAUCCGAGCCCGGCAAGGUGUAUGGCUAUAAUCCAAGCCCCAUGAAACUCGAGGGGAUCCGGAGGCCACCAAGCAAGACCAUCAUGCAUCAGAGCAAAAGGCACUUGGCUCCUCCCCAGCAAGCAACUGACGAUGUGCUGACGCUGUCAAGUAGCACGGACAGCGAGGGGGAGAAUGGCCAGCCGGCAGCAGGACAAGCACAGGGCAACACGAAUGAUAGUGAUGACAUCCAGACUAUUUCCUCUGGCUCAGAGGAAGAGGACAUCGACGACAAGAAGAAUUCCUCUUCCGGUCUAGGCCCUGUGAAGAGGCAAGUGGCAGUGAAGUCCACACGGGGUUUUGCCCUCAAAUCGACUCACGGGAUCGCCAUAAAGUCGACCAAUAUGGCAUCAGCUGACAAGGGGGAGAACAUGCUAGUGCGCAAAAACACCCGCCAGUUUUAUGACGGCGAAGAGUCCUGCUAUAUCAUUGAUGCCAAACUCGAAGGGAACCUCGGCCGUUACCUCAAUCAUAGCUGCAGCCCCAAUCUGUUUGUGCAGAAUGUCUUUGUGGACACACAUGAUCUCCGUUUCCCUUGGGUUGCCUUCUUCGCUAGCAAGCGGAUACGAGCCGGGACUGAGCUGACCUGGGACUAUAACUACGAGGUAGGCAGCGUGGAGGGCAAGGAGCUCCUGUGUUGCUGUGGCGCUAUCGAAUGCCGCGGCAGGCUGCUCUAACCACGCUGGUGCCCGCCGCGUGACGGACAGGGGCUGCUGGCCCUGGAUUCCCCAGUUGCUCUGAGCCAGAACAAGGUUGAUUCUCAACCACAGGCAUUAUCCCUCCCCUCCCCGCCCCGCCCAACCCUUUGUCUGUGAGGGUGACGUCCUGUGUUUCAUCUCGAGCGGUUUCUAAUUACACCGCGUUGAUUUGUAAUUGUAGCUGUUACAAGGCUGGUUACAGUAACUUGGAGCUGCCCCGUUCACUUGAAAAUACGCUCACAGGUACACAGACCACAACACUAUCAGGCUAACACAGGGGUCGCUUGGCUUUGUGCGUAGGGCUGAGAUGGACAGCAAUGUUCCCAGCGUGCUACUGCCUUGGUGUGGAGCUCUGUCUGUGCUGGGUGAUGCAAUGAUCAGGCAUUCAGCUACUCUGAGACUUAAUACCUGUCAGCGUGACAGCUCAAUUCAAGGAUGAAACACACUAGGCAGGCACUACAGAAGGGGCCCCUGCUUUGCCAUCCUACAGCCAGCCUCUGUUGCACCCAAGUCUGCCAUGUCAAAUCCCCCAUCCCCAAAAAACUAGGGCAACUACAGUUAGAAGUGGUGCCCUCUUAUUAAAACUAUUUCAACAAAAGAAACAUUUCAGAGAGGCCAGGGGUAGAUCAUCCAAUCCAGGAACUGUAUUGGGAUUUUCCUGGGGUAUUGCUGAACAUGCUGUUUAAAAAAAAAAAAAAAAAAAAAUGACCAAAAAUAAAUACCUCCCCCCUGCAGUACAGCAUGAACUUGCAAGUGGCUUGGGGCCUGCUUUUGGGAAAGCAUCACUUCCAGGAGUGGAUUUAGACAGAGGCAAGCUGUGGGCUCAGGUAGUGGGCGAACAGGAGUGAGCACAUGGGAUUUUGCCUAGGAAUUGGACACUGGGACUAACAAUCACUUGUCUGUUAGUGAACAAACCUAGGUCUUUAAGGCACUGCCAGAGCCCCUUAUGGCUUGUACAGCAUGAGGCUUCUACGCAGCGGCUCCCAUAUGAUACAGAAGUGGAGGGAAUAAGAUCAAACUUAAUUGUAGCAAGGGAGGCUGUACCUACCAGUGCUUAUAAAAUACUCAAAGCAGGCAUGAUUAACUCUAGCCCAUAACUCCUCUGACUUCAGUAGAGCUAGACCAAAGCUGAUAAAGGCAGUUACUUGGAGAACCCUUUGUAGUAGCCAUGUUGGUUCUAGAGCAUGAGCACGUCAAGACAGGUGAGGUCAUAUUUUAGGAGACCAACUUCUCUCACCCUGACGAGCUCGAGGAAGCAAGAAGGGUAUGAAACCAGAGUUAUAGGAGACGGGUGCUCAGUCACACAGCUGAGGAUGCUUAGAUUGUUCUAGGGCUAAGUUACAGCUCCAUCAAAUAGCAGACUAACUUCUUCUGUAGCACCAGGACUAUGGCACACUACCUCUUAGAGCUUUGCAUGACAACUGCCCUCCUCAGGGCAGUACAUGGCAAAUUCCUUCGCCCAGCCUUCCCUGCGGCUAGCGAUGCCAGGGCACGUAGCUCACAACGGAAACAGAUCUAAAAAUAUCUGCUCCGAGAACGGUGCAUCGAAUGGCAGCUGCAGGUUUACCUGAGGAGCUUGAUCUCCUGGGGAUGGAAAGAGGCUGUUACACCCCCUCCACACAACCUGGCUUUAGCAGGGUGAACAAUCACACAAAAAACCACAGCUCAUUAUGUCGGGGGCAUGUAAUUUAUUUACAUAUGUACCCAAGAUACAGAACAGGGAGUGUCUCCUCCUAAAACGCUCUUCAAGUAGGGUAUCUAGCAAUGGAAACUGCAGGGGUAAAAUCCAAGUCACUUUCAAAGUGACAGUAACUAAUUCUAGUGGGGCCUGGGCUGCUAGAGGGGACAUACCUGCUGCCACGCACACAGUCUAUUUGGACCUGCUCAUGGGGUUUCUCAGGGGCCAGUCUAAGCUUUCCAAAACCAAAGGGUUAUGGCUGCGGGUGAAGCUAAAAGCUGCUCCUUUCCUUAAAGCAAACACGUGAUUUUAGGCCUCUUUUUGCAGGUGGAGGCGCUGUAGCCCUGUCCAGGUCCCUGCACAUCCAAAGGGGUUGAGUGACUUCCUUGUAAGGGGUCUCUUAUUAAACUAAACCGAGCUUAUAAAGAGCUGCACUUUACCAUCCUAAACCCGUAGCAGGUUCUACUCAACUCAGCCUAGCGCAGCAUGUUUAGCUUAACACACUUUGGAUCGUGGGCAUUGUCACCACGAAUCUGCCAGAACCACCCCAUCAGCACAUGGCACCUGCCGGAGCCUCUAGGGGAGAUCCCUAGGCACCAGCUGUCAAACUGCAGCACGGGGCACAGGCAAGUCUGAGUUCACUGUGAUCGUGACCGAACCAAGCUAGGGGGAGUAAACUGUUCCAGUUGCUCCCUCUUUCCAGUCUGCAGCAAGCCGGCUCAGGGCCAGAGCGUCACAAAGAGCAGGCCCUUCUAUUGAGCUAGUCAAAUGAAUGGGUCAUGGGAACGGAGGGUCCCUGGACCAGCAAAGGGAGUCACUCCUGAGCAGAGAAAAGGAACUCCACCCUUGCUAAUGGGGAGAGAGUUUGACCAUGGCUUUUAAAGUGUUUUAUAGUAAUUACCUUUCCUAGGACAUCUGAAAGCUCCUCCGCUCGCUGACUGUCCAUUUGAGGGGCUGCAUGGGAAUCUUGCAAUGCUAAUGGAGAAGUGCUAAGAAUAGCAGAGUUAAAUCAGUGGCUCCUUCCUCCCAAGCUGCCUGUAGGAACAGCUGCCCGUAGCCACAUUAGUAUUUCAACAGCGGAGCCUCAGAGGGGCUGGAGCAGGUGGCUUUUCUAGGAAGUGGGAGGCCAGUUGUGUUUAAAAGUAGGGCGGUAGAAAGCAUGUGAAGUUCUGAACCCCCUCUCCAAGCAUGCAACACCCACAGUCUGGGCUUGGUUCCCCCCAGUGUUCAGGCUCUUAAAUAAAGGCCAGACUUUCAAAAGUUCCCCACACCUCCCAGUGGGCCUCAUCCAGGUUUCCAGGAGACCUCAAACCCCAGCAGGCUGAGUGAGCGCUUUUGAAAAUCUGGCUGUUAUUUUGAUGCCUUAAAAACAGGGAGCUGAUCCCUGCUAGCCUUGGGAUGCUUGUAGUGAGCACGUUACCACCACAAGAGGACGCUCCUGUGAAAACCACACCAGCUCAAGUCUGACAGGAGUAGCACAGCUGAUAUGAAAACUGUCCCGUGUGUUUCAUACUGAUCCAAACCCCUCAGAUGGGAGGGGUGGGAACAGGGUGACACUCCAACAGAAACCACCACGCCUGUUUUUACAGAAGUUUUAGUUUUUAUUUAACUUUUAAUAAAUUUUAACUUUUAAAAAACUCAA